This is a messenger RNA of Brachypodium distachyon (stiff brome), 8188 nucleotides long. RefSeq lists its product as uncharacterized. The record is from RefSeq and is a predicted model, not a curated record. NCBI's taxonomy places the organism in Eukaryota, Viridiplantae, Streptophyta, Magnoliopsida, Poales, Poaceae. Gene Ontology annotation, molecular function: catalytic activity. Bases 4633 to 5913 code for a protein of 426 amino acids. The transcript is spliced from 4 exons.
GACCCCUAGCUGCGAGGUUGGCGCUCAUGCAUGCAUGCCAGCACACCGAGGAGGAGCUGCCCAGGCUCCUUGCUCGCCACUUGUAAACCAUGCACCGUGGCACCUGUGGUAUCCCCUUGGUUAUAAAAGUAGGACCCUCGCCAACGGUUAAAGGAUUCAGUUCGCACACACACACGCACACACGGACGGACUGAACGGUUCUCUUUUCGGUUUGUUGGUUCGCUCGUUCAACCAACAAGCAGUUCACCACCGGUAGUGACCCAGAGUGGCAAGGAGUACUUAGCCAAAAGGAGAGUACCUGGGAAUCCUCUCCCAGCAACCUGUAAACAGUCGAUCUUACAGUAAUAGAAGCUCAGACAAGUAGGACGUAGGGCUUUACACCAUAAGGUGGCUCGAACCUGGGUAAACAGUGUGUGCAUCCGUUCUUGGUGUGUUCUUACGCUUUGCAUUGGUCCCACCGGCGAUUGCCGGAGCGAUCCCCGUAGCCCACUGCCGAACCUAAAAGGGGGUGUCUGCGCAUCCCCGGUGUCGGAGCCCCGUGCGACGACAAGAGGAACGCGAAUCGGCCGUGCGUGCCCUGCUACAAGUUGGGAAUCCGUCAAUCUGCGUUUCCUCCCUUGUAACCCUCUUUUGCGCCACUACAGGGCCUCAACUUAAACUCUACGAGGCCAAGCUAGGUCAGUGAAUGGUACUAAUGUGUUUUACGGGAAAUUCUGCUCUAAAGAAAAAAGGCAAUUCUCUUCUUCCCUGGCUGCUGAACUAACGAGCACAUGGCAGACCAAUUCCCCUUCGAUCCUACACCUGUAUUUGACACUCUUUUUUUGCAAAAAUAGAGGGUAGGCUACAGCCUUAUGGAUCCUACUUGGUAAAAUCGCCCCUCAUAUAUGUAUGAUGAGAGCAAAGAUCGGAUCAGAUAGAACUGCAACCAACAGAUCAAUGUUGUGGUCUCUAAACAGCAAACCAGUUGUUCGACAACAUAAAGUGAGAUGGUCUCUAAAUCCACUCCCAUGGUGGUUAAAUGGAAAUUAAUCUACACCUAUAUAAUAUAAUAAUAAUCUAUCUAACCCGAAUAAUAAAGAGAGGACCGUUUCCUUGGUCGUCGCUCAACUUUUGUCCGUCGGCCUUACAUGUGGUCGAAUGCAGGCAGCUCUUCUCUCCCGUUUUUCUAUCGAUUCGAAUCCCCAAGACCAACGGCCACCUCCCUCCUGGCUCCCGUGGCCUAACUGCCCCGCCUCUCCCUUACUUGUCCAGGACGAACAGAUCCAGCCGCUGCCCUCCUCUGCAGACGCUGCAUCAGCCACCGCCGCCUUCCUCCCCAGACACCUCAUUCAUCGUCCUCCCCCACGGCUACCGCCGCCACCACCGCACUCCACGAUGGAGGAAGAGAAGGGCAGGGGAAUUUGGCAGCCGCGGCGGAGGGACCGAGGGAGGGGGAGUGGACCUUGGCGGCGGCGAGCAGGGGAGUGGUGACGAGCCGCCUCGCCUGGCGCCAGUACUCGCUGUAUGGCACGAAGGCAACAUCGACACGGUCGUCAAGGAGCACGUCGGCGAGCACGUUCGGCGGGUGGGAGACGAAGAGGUGGUCGACAACAAAUGUAGAACUCCCGGCACUCGCCAUUCAGCCGCUGAGCAACACUGCAGCUAGCGCCCUGACCGCCUGAGCCCUUAGCCGUUGACUCGGGCCUUGGCGCACGCCGUCCCUUCGUCGGUCUCCUCCUUCUCCCAGCUUCCCUCUUCCCUAAUCCUGUAAGGGCCUCUUUGAUUCAUAGUAUUGGAAAAGUAAAGGAAUAGGAAAAAUGUAGGAUUGCAAUGUCAUGUCCACUCGAGCCCUAUAUGAUUUUGUUUGUAUCAAAGUUUGUUUGAUUGGACCAAAGGAUUUCUUCCAAGAGGUUAGAGUGGAUGUAAAUUGCCCUAUAUGGAAUGUAAUACAAAUGAAUCCUCAUGAAAAAUUCCUCACUACAACAAAAAUGCUGAUUUUUGACCCCUCAUUUUCGUCACUAAAUCGCCACUAAAUUCUCUUUGUGACGCUCUUGUGACGAUAAAUGGAUCGUCAAAAAGCAACCGUCACUAAUGACAUUUUAUGACAAUUUAGUGAAAAAGGUCAUAAAGGUUAUGACCAAAAUGGGAUCGUCAUAAAAUUUUAUGACCAAAAGUUUUGGUCAUUAGCUGUCCGGCCUGGACACAUAGGAUCUGACACGGCAGUCCGACGUGGCAAACGUUGUGACGAAAAUAAAUGGUCGUAAAAUGACAUCAGCCCAGUCCAAUCUGGUCGUCUAAAUGGGACGAGCCCAACACAUUUUUUGGACAAUUUAAUUUUUAUAGCCCACCCAUUAUUUUCGGCCUUUUUUUAUUUAGUGUAUUCUCAGAUUCAGUCCAAUAAUAUUUGGGCCAAGACCUUUUUACAUGGUUUUUUUAUUUAAAUAGUCUUCAGACAAAUAAGUCAGUCCAACAUUGUUUUGGGCCAGGGCUUGUUUGCAUCCAGUUUUCGGGCCGAUAGCAUACAUUCAGCCCAUAGGUAAAUCUGUUGAAGACAUGCCUAUAUACAAAUCUGUUCAAGAAAUGCCCACGUACAAAGCAGUUCAAAAAUGCGCAUAUAUAAAAUACAGCUGUUCAGACUAGAUGCCAUAUGGUGUUUGUAGCUGUUCCCGUCCUGCGUGACGGUUCUAGGUCCCUCUGGCGAUUCAGAGCUAGGUUUCCGGCUAGUCCGGCGGCAAACAAAAAUCUUGAAUCAUUCACUGAAUCCAUCCAUUUCUCUGCUCAGAUCUGUCUCUCUAGUGUUCCCCAUGAACAAAAGCUGAGUUAGGAAGAGCAAUUUCGUUCCCAAAAGCGCACAGUUUGCUGUCCUGUGAGACUUCGGAGCGAACGGCGACUAACACCACAAUCCCACCAAUCUGUGCUGCCUUUUCUCGUUUCCAUCUUUCUCUAACCUCUUUCCACCUUCCAAACCCUUCGCGUGUUGCUGGGGCGCGCGAUUGUAAAACAACAAAUCCUAGCUAGCUGGGUGAGUGGCGGCGGUCUGCGGGGGCGGGGGUCUGCGACCAGCGAAAUCCGAGGCGGCGAGUUGCGAGGAGGGAGCAAGCAGCUGGUGCAGAAGCAAUGGAAGGAGUAGAGAGAAGGCUGCAGUCCCUGCGUCUAUCAGAGGCGGAAAAAAGAGGAGUCAGAAUUGGUAUGCGCGAACCAAGCUCGGCCUCUUCGGGCAAGGUACAAGCUGUGGGAAAACUUAUGUCAGAUAGACCAGCAAGAGUAGAUUUAAUAAUCAAUAAUUUGGUGAGGAUUUGGUGUCCUUUCAUGGGAUUAGAAUGCAAGGAUAUAGGAAUGAAUCGGUUCCUUUUUUCUUUUCGGGAGGCAGCCGGGAAGAACAGGGCCCUUAAUAAUGGUCCUUGGAUGAUAAAUAAGAAGUUUCUGGUCAUGGAGGAUUUUGACCCCUCAAAAACAUUAGAGGAAUACGAGUUCAAACACACACAAAUUUGGGUGAGAGCUUAUGGUAUUCCCAUGGGGCUUAUGGAUAAGGAAACAGGGGUACUGCUAGGAGAAGAAAUAGGAGAAUUCAUUGAUGUGGAUGUAAUGAUCAAGCAGCAGGGGAAUAUCUGAGAAUUAAAGUGCGGAUCGAUAUCACAAAACCAUUAAUGAGAGGCACUUCAUUAAUCCUGGAGAAUGAGGAGGAAAAUGCUUCAGAAGAUGAAAAUCUGGAGAUGGAGGGGGAGAAUGAAAAUAAGACCGGAAAGAUGAUUUCUUUCAAAUAUGAAUUUUUACCUGAUUUUUGCUACACUUGUGGCAUUAUUGGACAUAAUUACCGCGUUUGCUCUAUAAAGCUAGCGAGAGGAGAAAAACAACAAUUUGGGGAAUGGCUCCGUGCUGAUGUACCAAGGAAGAGUUCUAGUGACGAGGAACGUUUAAGGGGCCCUGUAGAGAAAGGUGAUUUUUGGCGCUCAAACAGUGAUGGAAGUGGCGGUAGCAAGCAGGGAAGUGAUGCAAUUUCUUGGAGAAAGAAUGUGAUAGAAGCUGGGGGAAGUAAGUUAAAUGAUGGAAACGGGAAGGAGUUUACAAGCUCCCUGAAGAUAAAGCAAGGUGACACAAGUGAAUCAAUGGGUGGAAAUAAGUUAAAUUUGGAAGAGAAGUUUAGGUACUCAGGAAAUAAUAAAGUGAACACAAAGGGAGAUAUUGAUCCGAAAUGGAAUCCACCUGUCUCAGACUCAGCUCCAAUGCAAGUGGAGGGAAAGAAUAAGACUACAGUUUACAAUGAAAAACAUAUAUCGUGGAAGAGGAGAAGGUAGAAGGUGGCAGGGGCAGUGGAGGAUUGAUGGAGAAAGAGAAGAAUCUAUCCAAAGAUGCAUCACAAAUAAACAAAAAGGAAAGGAGACAAAUUAAGACAAGGAGACUGGGUAAAUCUACUGAAAAGGAGGAGAGGGAGACAGCUGGUCUGGAAGCUAGAAAGCGAGGACCUGAAGCAAUGGACAUUGACGAUGGUUUCGUUGGAAACAAGAAACAAAGGAAAACAUCAAGUGAGGUGAAGAUUAUAAAGGAGGUGGGUGAAGAGUUUGGUGAGGAAAUUGAUGCGGGGCAGAAACAAACUCUGGAAAAAACAGAAACAGAUCCGAAAGUGGGAUUGGUGGACCAAUCCCGUGGGGCCCAAUGAAAAUUUUGGUUUGGAACUGCCGGGGUUUGGGGAAUGGCCCGGCAGUGAGAGGCCUUCUGGAUAUCCAGAAGGAGGACCCCGAUAUCCUAUUCCUAUCGGAAACAAAACUGGAUGGGAAGAGGAUGGAGAACUUCAAGUGGAGGUUAGGAAUGGGGAACAUGUUUGCUAGGGAUUGUGAUGGGAAGAGCGGAGGAUUAGCUCUGUUUUGGAAAAAAGAGGUACAAAUUGAACUACACAAUUUCUCACGCUAUCAUAUUGAUGUGGAGGUUGUAGAGAAAGAUGGCUUUCGGUGGAGAUUCACUGGAAUCUAUGGAGAACCAGCAAGUGAUAAAAAGGAAAGAACAUGGAAGCUGCUAAGGAUUCUAAAUCAACAAAUGAGUCUCCCUUGGCUCUGUGCAGGAGAUUUCAACGAAAUCUUAUAUGGCCACGAAAAGAAAGGAGGACCAGCUCGGGCCCAGAAUUUAAUGGGGACAUUCAGAUCAACUUUAGCUGACUGUGGUCUGAGAGAUCUUGGCUAUGUGGGGGAUAAAUUCACUUGGAGGAAUCAUAGCCAUAGCGCUAGUAAUUAUGUCAAAGAGAGAUUGGAUCGUGCUGUGGCCAAUCGAAGCUGGUGCAUGCGAUUCCCUGGUUUUAAAGUCCUAAACGGAGACCCUAGGCACUCCGAUCAUCGUCCAGUCACCAUUUUGCUAAAUAAGGGCUAUACAAGUUAUAGAACUGGUGGUGCAAAUAAUUUCAGAUUUGAAGCUAAAUGGCUUGAGGAGGAAUGUGAAACAAUUGUCCAGAAUGCUUGGUCCACAGCGGUACUUCAAGGAAGAAACAAAAUCUCGGAGAGAUUAAGAAAUGUCUCACAUGAUCUGAAAGACUGGAAUCAUAACAUCCUAGGAAACUUAGAAAAGAGGAUAAAGCAAAUAAAAACAGAGCUGGAAGGUGUUAGAAGAGGCGAUAUCACACAAGAAAAGGUAUCUAGAGAACUCUUUUUAAGAGAGAAACUAGAUUGCUUGGAGCAUCAAAGAGACAUGUUUUGGAAACAAAGGGCACAUGUCAAAUGGCUGCAAUCGGGGGACAGAAAUACUGCUUUUUUCCAUGCUUUUGCGUCUGAAAGAAAGAAGAGAAACACCAUAAAAAAACUAAAGAAUGAUGAAGGAAAUUGCGUGGAGGGAGAAGAGCAGCUUAAAGAACACAUUGCAGCCUAUUUUUCAACUUGUUCUCGUCUUGGGCGGAACAAAAAAAUGAAUCAAUAUUAUGCGCAGUUUCCCCCAAAGUCACCGAAGACAUGAAUGAUAUUCUAUGUGCUGAAUACUCAGAAGAGGAAGUGAGGAAAGCUUUGUUCAGUAUAGGCGACCUCAAAGCGCCGGGCCCUGAUGGAAUGCCAGCUAUUUUUUUCAAGAAAUUCUGGGCCACUGUUGGAUACCAAGUAACAACAGAGGUUCUAAACGUGCUAAGGGGAGGGAAUAUACCAGAAGGCUGGAAUGACACGACGGCGGUCUUAAUCCCAAAGGUUUCACAUCCUGUAAAACCAAAAGAUCUAAGACCUAUAAGCCUUUGCAAUGUUCUGUACAAGAUGAUUUCAAAGAGGAAAAGAAGUGGAUCAGCAGGUUACGCGGCUCUGAAAUUGGACAUGAGCAAAGCCUAUGACAGAGUGGAGUGGAAUUUUUUGCGUGAUAUGAUGAUUAAACUGGGCUUUCAUAGGAGUUGGGUUGAAUUAAUCAUGAAGUGCAUCACUUCAGUUAGAUAUCAAAUUAAAGUAAAUGGAGAUGCCACAGAUGCGUCAAGGAGACCCCCUGUCCCCAUAUCUGUUCUUAAUAUGUGCGGAAGGUUUCUCAGCCAUGUUGAAUGAUGCAGAGAGAAAGGGAAGGCUGAAGGGAGUCAAAAUCUGCAGAGGUGCACCAAGUGUUGACCACUUACUCUUUGCGGACGACUCUCUUUUACUGCUUGAAGCAAAUGCAAACAAUGCCAAAGAAGUGAAUAAUAUCCUGGAGAAGUAUGAAGCAUGUUCGGGACAGAUGGUGAAUAAAGAAAAAUCAACAAUUCUUUUCAGUAAGAAUAUAAAGACGAGGUGUAGAGAUGUAAUGAAAGGAAUUUUGAAUAUCUCUACAGAAGGUCUAUCUGCACGAUAUCUUGGUCUUCCAGCUUAUAUUGGCAAGUCAAAAAAGAAGACCUUCAAAUACAUUAAAGAAAAAGUGUGGAGGAGAAUUCAGGGGUGGAAAGAGAAGCUACUCUCGAAAGCGGGGAAAGAAAUCCUAAUAAAAGCUGCGGCGCAAGCAAUCCCAGUUUAUGCAAUGGCUUGUUUUGAUCUAACCAAAUCAUUAUGUGAUGAAAUCAGUUCCAUGAUUGCGCAAUUUUGGUGGAGUCAGAUGGAUAAAACCAAUAAAAUACAUUGGGUUAGUUGGGACAAGCUCUCAAAACCAAAACUGACCGUAGGAUUGGGAUUUAGAGAUCUUCACUCUUUUAAUCUAGCAAUGCUUGCUAGACAAGCAUGGAGGCUCCUCCAAAAUCCUUCCUCUCUUUGUGCACAGGUCCUAGCAGCAAGAUAUUAACCAAACAAUUCAUUAUUACAAGCUGUACCAGUACCGGGUAUAUCAUAUGCAUGGAGGAGCAUCUUGAAGGGGAUUAAUCUCUUGAAGGAUGGCAUUAUAUGGAGAGUUGGAGAUGGGAAUAUGAUUGAUAUUUGGUCAGACCCAUGGAUCCCAAGAGAUUGCAGCAGGAAAGUUACUUCCCAGAGAGGCAGACACUUGGUAUCCAAGGUCUCAGAACUUAUUAACCCCGUCACUCAUAACUGGGAUUCAGAGUUGGUCCAUCAAACAUUUGCCCCUGAAGAUGUUGAACUCAUUCUCAGAAUUCCAAUUUAUGAACAUACAGAAGAAGUUUCUUCAAGCAGCAUAUGGAAGAAAUUGUGGAGGCUACCUCUACCAAACAAGAUGCUGCACUUUUUUUGGCGAGUAGCAAGCUACAGUCUACCACUCCGAAUGAAACUCCAAAGGAGAGGUGAAGCAAGGGUCAAAGGUAUCAAGCAAUGCAAAUUCUCAUAGAUGGUCUCCACCACCAGAAGAUGUCCUGAAGAUCAACACUGAUGGUUCUUUAAAAGAGAAGUCUUUUUCAGGAGGAUGGGGCUUCACCAUUUGCAACAACACUGGAAGUUUGAUAGCAGCAGGAGCAGGCAACCUAGUGCGAGUUUCUAGUCCUCUUCAUGCUGAAGCCCAUGCAAUGCUACAAGCAGCGAUCAUUGCUUCUCAAAUGGGUUGCCAAAACGUGAUUUUUGGAACUGACUCAGUGGCGCUUAAGCAAGCUGUCAAUUCUGAAGAUUAUGACCUAUCAUCCUUGGGAGCCAUGUUUAGGGAAAUUAAAUUUCAUCUUCGUCUUGGUUUCCAUGAUGUAACUGUUGUUAAUUGUCCAAGAACAUGUAAUGGUGCUGCGCAUAAUUUAGCUGCACAUGGUGUACUUAUGGAAGCCGACCAUUAUGAAACGUGGUUUGGCGAAUUUCCUGAGUUUGUAAAAGACUCUGUAGCUGGCGAUAUGUCCAGCCUAUUGUCAUAAUGGAAUGGUGUUCUGUUC